Camarhynchus parvulus is the source of this 3731-nucleotide messenger RNA. Its product is annotated as RAC-beta serine/threonine-protein kinase-like. The coding region runs from base 2255 to 3679 and encodes 474 amino acids. NCBI's taxonomy places the organism in Eukaryota, Metazoa, Chordata, Aves, Passeriformes, Thraupidae. Gene Ontology annotation, biological process: protein phosphorylation. Gene Ontology annotation, molecular function: ATP binding; protein serine/threonine kinase activity. The transcript has 15 exons. The record is from RefSeq and is a predicted model, not a curated record.
CGGGGGUGUUCAGCCGCCUGGGCGCCGCCCCGGACGGCCCCGACCCCGCGGCUGCGGCCGAUCCCGGCGCGGGGAUCCGGCGGAUCCCGAGGCGCUGCCCUACGCCGGCGUGCUGAAGAAGCGCCGGGAAUGUUCCGGAACGACGGCGGCGGCGGCGCAGGACGGGGCCGUGUCCAGCUCGCGGGGCGCCUGGGGCUGCGGCCAGGUCAGCAGCUCCUCCUGCGGCCCCCGCAGCGUCUUCCGCAGGCUGGGCCGCAAACCCGACUGAGGGAUCCGCCGGGAUCCGCCGGGAUCCGCCGGGAGGUGAUGGGACUGACAGCGGCAGCGGGGAUCCCGGGGAUUGUGGGAAUCCUGCUGGAUCCACCUGGGAUCUGCUGGGACUGACAGCGGCAAUGGGGAUCCCAGGGAUCCAUUGGGAUCCACCCAGGAUCGGCUGGGAUCUGCAGGGAGAUGAUGGGGCUGACAGCGGAUCCUGGGAGUGGAGAUCCUGCUGGAUCCACCUGGGAUCUGCUGGGACUGACAGCGGGGGUGGGGAUCCCGGGGAUCCACUGGGAUCCACCCAGGAGCUGGUGGGAUCUGCUGGGAGCUGCUGGGACUGACAAUGAGAACGGGGAUCGCUGGGAUUUGGGAUCCUGCUGGAUCCACUGGGAUCCCACUGGGAUAUACUGGGAUCUGAUGGGGCUGUCAGCGGAUUCUGAGAGCCGGGAUCCCACUGGAUCCACUGGGAUCUGAUGGGAUCUGAUGGGACUGGCAGCAAGAACGGGGAUCCCUGGGAUUUGGGAUCCCCCAUUGGGAUCCCCCCGGGAUCUACUGGGAUCUGCGCCAGGAACGGGGAUCCUGGGGAUCCCGGGGGUGGGGAUCUCGCUGGGAUCGACCUCGGGGGAUCCAUUCAUCGGGGGAAUUGGGGGUGGAUCCCCCAGAGAUCCCCGCCGGAUCCCUUUGGAAGGGGCGGAUCCCGUGGGAAUCCCGCUGGAGAGCCCCGGUGGAUCCCGGCUGCAGAUCCCGAGGCCAAACCAGCCCCAAAAUCUCCUUUUUUUGCCCCAAUUUUCCCUUUCCCGGAUCUUUUUUUGGGGGAUUUGGGGGUGGAUUUUUAAUCCCAUUUUUCCUGGGGUUUUAUUCCCAUUUUCUUGGGGCUUUAUUCCCAUUUUCCCCGAUUUUUUCUCCCCCCAAAAAAUUUUACUCCAAAAAGGAUCCCUGGGGAGAAUUUUGGGAGCAACUUCCUAAAAAACCCCCAAAUUUUUCACAAAAAUCCCCAAAUCCUUCCCAAAAACCCCCAAAUCCUUCCCAAACCCCACGAGAGGUGCUCCAAACACCCCAAAAUUGCCUUAAAUUGUGGAUUUUGCCUCUGCAGCCCCCCCAGGGCUUCCCAGCACCCCCAAAAUUCCUCAUUUCCCCUAAAACUCCCUCUUUUUUCUGGCCAUAAACCCCCAAAAGUUGGGGUUUGUCCCCAAAAUGAGUUCAGGGCAGGGAAUUCCAAGCUGGGGGAGGUUUUUAAUCAGGAAAAAAAUGAAAUUUGGGAUUUUUUUCACUGCACUUUGUGGCUUUUCCCCCCCAACUUUGGGAUUUUUUUUCCUUCCACUUUUUGGUUUUUUCCCCUAAUUUGGGAUUUUUCCCCGCACUUUGUGUUUUUCCCCCGAGUCUGAGAUUUUUUUCUCCUCCACUUUGUGGUUUUUUUGCCCCGAAUUUGGGAUUUUUCCCCCCAGAUUCCAGGGCCAGGAUUUUCACUGCGCUUCGGGUGAAUUCUCGCGGGUUUUUCCGCCUCUCGCGGGAGCUUUUUUUUGGCAAUAAACGAGUGGAAAAAGUGUUAAUAAACGCUAAUUUAUGCAGAUCUAUUUAAACGAGCUUUAAUUAACGGAGGGGGAGGAGAAGCCCCGCCCCUUCCGCCCCGCCCCUCUAUGUAUAACCCCCUCCCUCUAUGACGUCAUAGCCACGCCCCCAGGGCCGGCGCGCGCGCGGGGUCUCCCCCUCACGGCCCCCCCCCCCCCGCGCUGUUUUCGCUCCCGUUUCCUUCCGCCGCCGCUUUUUAAAUUAAAUUUUAUUUUUAUUUCUCCUCUUUCCGGAACCGGGAGGAAAUUAAAAAACCCCCGCGAGUCCCGGGAUGAGCGGCCGGAACCGGCCGGGCCUGCGGCGUCCAUGACAGGAGGAGCCGGCGCCGCCGGGAGCUGCCCUCGGAUCCGGAUCCGGCGCUCGGGUGCUCCCGGCCCCGCAGGGUCCCGGGGGGGCCCCGGGGGUCCCCGUGGGGGGCGGGGCCACCAUGAGUGAGGCGCAGGUGGUCAAGGAGGGCUGGCUGCACAAGAGGGGCGAGUUCAUCAAGACGUGGCGGCCGCGCUAUUUCCUGCUCAGGAGCGACGGUUCCUUCGUGGGCUACAGGGAGCGGCCCGAGGGCGCCGAGCACGGCCUCCCCCCCCUCAACAACUUCUCCGUGGCCGAGUGCCAGCUGAUGAGGACGGAGCGGCCGCGCCCCAACACCUUCGUCAUCCGCUGCCUGCAGUGGACCUCGGUCAUCGAGAGGACCUUCCACGUGGACACGGCCCAGGAGCGGGAGCAGUGGCUCCAGGCCAUCCAGGCCGUGGCCUCGGCGCUCAAGAGCCGCGCGCCGGCCCCGGAGCCGCCCGAGCUCGGGGGGGAAACGCCCGGGGACGGGGAGGCCGCCGAGAAACCCCGCAGCAAGGCCAGCAUGGCAGACUUUGAUUACCUGAAGCUGCUGGGCAAGGGCACCUUCGGCAAGGUGAUCCUGGUGCGGGAAAAGGCCUCGGGGCGCCACUACGCCAUGAAAAUCCUGCGCAAGGAGGUCGUCAUCGCCAAGGACGAGGUGGCGCACACGGUGACCGAGAGCCGCGUGCUGCAGAGCAGCCGGCACCCCUUCCUGACCGCUCUCAAAUACGCCUUCCAGACCAGCGACCGCCUGUGCUUCGUCAUGGAGUACGCCAACGGCGGCGAGCUGUUUUUCCACCUUUCCCGCGAGCGCGUUUUCCCCGAGCCGGGCGCUCGAUUCUACGGCGCCGAGAUCACCUCGGCUCUGCAGUACCUGCACUCGCGGGACGUCGUCUACCGCGACAUCAAGCUGGAGAACCUGAUGCUGGACAAGGACGGGCACAUCAAGAUCACGGAUUUCGGGCUCUGCAAGGAGGGCGUGACGGACGGAGCCACCAUGAGAACUUUCUGCGGCACCCCCGAGUACCUGGCGCCCGAGGUCCUGGAAGACAACGACUACGGCCGCGCCGUGGACUGGUGGGGGCUGGGCGUGGUGAUGUACGAGAUGCUGUGCGGGCGCCUCCCGUUCUACAGCCCCGACCACGAGCGCCUCUUCGAGCUCAUCCUGCUCGAGGAGCUGCGCUUCCCGCGCAGCCUGGGGCCCGAGAGCCGCUCCCUGCUGGCGGGGCUGCUCAGGAAGGACCCCAAACACAGGCUGGGCGGGGGCCCGGGCGACGCCCGCGAGGUGAUGGAGCAUCCCUUCUUCGCGGGCAUCGAUUGGCUGGACGUGGAGCAGAGGAAGCUGGUGCCGCCCUUCCGGCCGCAGGUGACGUCAGAGGUGGACACGCGGUACUUCGACGAGGAGUUCACGGCGCAGAGCAUCACGGUCACGCCCCCCGAGAGAUGUGAGCUCCUGGGCUCUCCAGAGCGCGACCAUCGGACGCAUUUCCCGCAGUUCUCCUACUCGGCCAGCAUCCGCGAGUGACACCUGGGACACCUGGGGGCACCUGGGGGCACACCUGGCACACCCACCUGGG